This is a messenger RNA of Capronia epimyces CBS 606.96, 876 nucleotides long. RefSeq lists its product as uncharacterized. The transcript is spliced from 3 exons. Lineage: Eukaryota; Fungi; Ascomycota; Eurotiomycetes; Chaetothyriales; Herpotrichiellaceae. The record is from RefSeq and is a predicted model, not a curated record. Bases 1 to 876 code for a protein of 291 amino acids.
AUGGCUCCGACGGCGACGCCCUGGCCUUGUAAAGCUCUCGGGCUCCUUCUCUGCCUGAUACUUGUCUCCUGCGUGCAAGCUACGGCGAACUUCACCGUUGUAAAUGGCCAGGUCUACACACCGGGCUUGGCCAUUAUCGAUGCGCCGCAGCCGCACACACCCGAAGGAGGUGACUUCCUCCAGGUAGCCGUUGACAUAUCAGGUGAUGGUCGAAUCCCUCAGCCUCCCUAUGCCUCGGACGUCGAGACUGGCAUCUUCAACAUGACCAUGUUUCUCUUCAGCUACUCGACUGGCCUCAAUCUGACCAUAUCGAACGGUACCCGCUAUGGCUGGCUCAAUGAUACAACUGAAGCUCCUGAGUUCCACUGCAACGCAACCACUACCCAGAAGUUCCAAAAUGCAGGCUGCGAGGAGAUCAUGGCGCAAGAGAGCGGCAGUACUGUGAAACAUGUCAAUUGGGCGUGGCCUGACUGUUUGGUGGGGGAUGGCCAAGCGAGCAGUGCAAAUUCUUCGGCCAGGGGCGCAUAUAACGUCUCGAUCCACCAGUCAUUUCGUGUUAACGGGACCGGAUACUACACCAUCUUCAAUCUUCCCAUUGAGGUCACCAAUUCCAUUCCAAACAAGACCCAACUCUCUGCAACUCAGACUCGCCCACUCUGUGCUCUACGCAACAACCCUCUCCAGAACCAAACGAGUCAAGAGGCCAGCACAUUCUCUCCAUCGUUUCAGCCAUAUCUCGGGGGCAAUGUGAGCAUCAGUGGCAGCGCCCAGACAGGAACCGGCACUGGCACUGGGAGUGCGCCUCAGGUCUACACCAUGACGACCGUCCAAGUACUUUUCGCGGUAGUCUUUAUUUCAAUGGUGUUGACGGGAUGA